UUUUCCGUUUCAGGGUUCAGCCGAAGGAAAAAAGGCCCACCUGGUUUCUGGGUCAAGCCAAGGUUUUCAAGCUUAAACCCUGAUGUAGGGGUUUAGUCAACAACUCUUUCCCUCUCUUCUACCUCCCUCUCUCUAUCCCCGCAAACUUCCCGGCGGCCGCCACCACCACAACCAUGUCUCUAAUAGCCGGCUCCUACGAAAAAUUCAUUUGGGGAUACAAACUCCGACAACCCAAAACCACCACCUCAACCGACCAAACCUUAACCCUAACCCCCCAAUUCUCCUACGCUGCCCACGUCUCUCCCAUCAAAUCCGUCGCCGUCGCAGGGGUCGUCGCCGCCUCCUCUGCCGGCGAUGACACCGUCAAGCUCUACGACCUCUCAACCUCCUCCGAACUCGGGUCACUUUUACUCGAAACCUCUGUUAAUUCUCUCUCCUUCUUCACCCCUCCUUCUCUCUCCUCCUUCCCUCGCAACCUCUUCGCCGCCGCUGACGACGGGUCCUUCUCGAUAUUCGACGUCGACCCUUUCGUCCUCCUCCAGACAAUUCAGGUUCAUAAGAAGGGGAUUAACCAUCUCUGUGUUCAUCCUUCCGGGAAGCUGGCGUUGACUGUUGGUAGGGAUUCGUGCUUUGCGAUGGUUAAUUUGGUUCGGGGAAGGAGGAGUUAUAAUUGUAGGUUAGAGAAGGAGGCUAAUAUUGUUGAGUAUUGUUCGGAUGGCGGUCGGUUUUUCAUGGCUUCUGAUGAGAAAAUUACGGUUCACGAGGCUGAAGAUGCGAAGAUAGUUGGAGAGUUUGAGUGUUCUAAGCGUGUUCUUUGUGCCGCCUCUGGCGAGAGUGGACUCAUUUUCACUGGUGGUGAAGACCGUGCGAUUACAGCUUGGGACACGGUUAGUGGGAAGAUUGCAUACAGCAUAGAAGAUGCACACAAGUCUCGUGUUAAAGGGAUAGUUGUGCUCUCUAGGGACGUGAAUUCUGGUGCUGCCGAGGAUCCGUUUUUAUUGGCUUCUGCGUCUUCAGAUGGAGUGAUCCGUGUCUGGGAUGUCCGUAUGACCAACAAGGAAAAGUCAAAGCCAUUGUCUGAGGCCAAUACGAAGUCAAGGCUAACAUGUCUGGCUGGAUCAUCUAUUAAGUCUUUGAAAAAACUACAGUUGAAGAAAGAUACUCUGGAGAAGAAUGCUGUAGAAAUGGAAGAAUCAUAGUGUGGCAUAUCCAUGAAAGUGGCAAGCUUUGUUGUUUUACAUGUCUAAAUGUGUGUAAGUAUGAUAAAUUUUGUAGAGGUGCACAUCAUGAUCGGAUGCUGUGCUCAUCUAUUCGAUAUUCGGUGGGCACAAUUUUGGCAUGUCGGAAUUUUGCAUUUGGAUUUAUUAUUGAUCUAUGGAGUAUUGUUUUAUGAGGCCCUCUA
Spinacia oleracea (spinach) is the source of this 1402-nucleotide messenger RNA. RefSeq lists its product as uncharacterized. Gene Ontology annotation, molecular function: protein binding. The transcript has 3 exons. Bases 174 to 1199 code for a protein of 341 amino acids. The record is from RefSeq and is a predicted model, not a curated record. NCBI's taxonomy places the organism in Eukaryota, Viridiplantae, Streptophyta, Magnoliopsida, Caryophyllales, Amaranthaceae.